AUGGCAGAUUUCAGUCGAAAGUCGAAAUCAAGUCUCCUAUCAAAAAAUCUCACAAGAACGAAGGAAAAGGUUCUUCAGAGACUUGGCAAGGCUGACGAGACCAGAGAUGUCAACUUUGACCUUUACUCACAGAAUUUUAACCAACAGCAGGUGGCGGCAUCGCGGCUACAGAAGGAACUUAAGACAUAUGUGGCUUGUGUACGAGCGAUGAGUAGUGCUAGUCGCAGUUUGCAUGAAGCAUUAGAAAGCAUCUAUGAGCCAGACUGGGUCAGGAGUGACCAGAUACCUCAGUACAAAGAAACACUAGAACUUCUAUGGGACGACUUCCAGAGAAAGUUGAAUGACCAAGUGGUGAAUCCUCUCUUUACCUACCAGUCCAAAUUCCCUGAUGUGAAGAAACAUGUGGAGAAGCGAAAUCGAAAGCUGAUUGAUUUUGACAGCGCAAGACACAACUUAGAAACGCUGAAGAAGAAAGAUGAUGCCAAGGCAGCUAAGGCUCAAGAGGCAUACAAUGAAGCCAAAAAAUUAUAUGAAGACAUUAACAAUGAAAUCUUAGAAGAACUUCCAGCACUCUACGACAGUCGCAUUCCCUUCUACGCCACCACCUUCCAGCUUUUCUACAGUGCCGAGGCAACAAUACAUGACGAGUUGGGGAAGAUGUGUCUAGAUCUAAGUAACAUCACGGGAGAACUCUACGAUGAGACGUCUAAAGGAACAUAUGAAACCAAAAGAUACUCAUCGGCCGGGUCCUCCGAUGUCACCAGCAACGCUCAUACGUCUCAAGCAACCUCACCCGGCAACGCCUCCCAAGAGGAUUCCAUCUACGAGGUUACAGUCCCUGAACAUUAUGAGGAAAGAGAGGUUGCACCCAGGCCUGUGCCUCAACCUCAACCUCGAGAACCUCAACCUCGAGAACCUCAGAAGCAAGAGGUUGCUGAUGAGGUAGAGGAUGAGGAUGAUGACGACCAUUUUGAGUAUCAAGUCCCGCGACCCGCUGAUCCUCCAAACCCAGAGCCAAAGAUUUUGACGACCCAGAACAGUGAGGAAGACAAGCCAGUCGUACCACCACUCGCGUCUCCUGAAACCGUCUCACCAAAUAAAUCAAACGGAGAACUGCCACCAGGGGUUGUGUUUAGGGUGAGAGCGACACAUAACUACAUAAGACGAGAUUCAGAUGAAUUGACGUUUGAGAAGGGCGACAUUAUUGAUGUACUCCAGUUUGAUGACCCGGACGAUCAGGAUGAAGGCUGGUCACUUGGAAUUAAAGUAACCGAUGGAACAAAAGGAGUCUUCCCUGAGAACUUUACUGUACGACUUUGAGAUACUGCCCUCGGUGUCUCCAUUUGAAGAGCUAACAACCAGAGUAUUAGUCCAAAAGAUUUGACACAACAUGGCAUGACAAGGUAGAUGUAAAAGUCCAGGCUUGUGAAACUUCAAACUGAGUCAUAGUUAAGAGAAUAUUUUUAUUUUGUCAUAUCUUUCUGAUUGUCUUUAGUUUGAAGUGGCUGAAGGGGUUAGGCAGGGUAUACUUUUGGUAUUCUUACUUGGUGUAACCCAACAUAUACAUAAAAUAACAAACCUGUGAAAAUUUG
Asterias rubens (European starfish) is the source of this 1592-nucleotide messenger RNA. RefSeq names its product myc box-dependent-interacting protein 1-like. The record is from RefSeq and is a predicted model, not a curated record. NCBI's taxonomy places the organism in Eukaryota, Metazoa, Echinodermata, Asteroidea, Forcipulatida, Asteriidae. Gene Ontology annotation, cellular component: cytoplasm; plasma membrane. The transcript has 11 exons. Gene Ontology annotation, molecular function: protein binding; phospholipid binding. The coding region runs from base 1 to 1320 and encodes 439 amino acids.